UAAUCCAAAUAAAUGAUAUACGGUGAUGAUUUUCUUUUGAAUAUUUGCAGCGACAAAAGAUGGCGACAUCGGUCCUCUUGGGAACUUUAGACGAUUUGGGAGCAGAAGACUUUAAACGCUUCAAGUGGCUCCUGCAGCAGCGGGGGGUCCUAGAAGACUUCCCAGCAAUCCCAAAGAGUCGACUGGAGAAUGCAGACCGGAUGGACACAGUGGAUCAGAUGUUCCUGACCUACAGUAUAAACACUUUUAAAGUGACCAGGAUAGUUUUAGUCGAGAUGAAUCAGAAUGAUCUAGUUCUAGAUCUAGAGAAGUUACCAAACACCGUCACAGAACCUGCAGAGAUUAUUGCUACAUGCCAGCAAAAAGUCAAAUCCAAAUCACAAACAAAGUUCCGGCGUGUGUUUGAGGGGAUUGCCAAAGCAGGAAACAAAACCCUUCUGAAUCAGAUCUACACAGAGAUCUACAUCACAAAGGGAGGGACUGCAGAGGUCCAUGAUGAACAUGAGAGCAGACAGAUUGAAACAGCAUCCUGGAAACCAGACAGACCAGAAACAACAAUCACACAUGAAGACAUCUUUAAAACCCCAUCUGGAAGUGAGGAACCAAUCAGAACAGUGCUGACAAUGGGAGUGGCUGGCAUCGGGAAAACAGUCUUAACACAGAAGUUCACUCUGGACUGGGCUGAAGAUGAAGCCCACCGGGACAUCCAGUUCACAUUUCCAUUGACCUUCAGAGAGCUGAAUGUGCUGAAAGAGAAAAAAUUCAGCUUGGUGGAACUUGUUCAUUACUUUUUUAGUGUAACCAAAGAAGCAGGAAUCUACAGGUUUGAAGAGUUCCAGGUUGUGUUCAUCUUUGACGGUUUGGAUGAAUGUCGUCUUCCUCUGGACUUCCACAACACUGAGAUCCUGACUGAUGUUACAGAGUCCACCUCAGUGGGUGUGCUCCUGACAAACCUCAUCAAGGGGAAUCUGCUUCCCUCUGCUCGCCUCUGGAUAACCACACGCCCUGCAGCAGCCAAUCAGAUCCCUCCUGAGUGUGUUGACAUGGUGACAGAGGUCAGAGGGUUCACUGACCUACAGAAGGAGGAGUACUUCAGGAAGAGAUUCAGAGAUGAGGAGCAGGCCAGCAAAAUCAUCUCCCACAUCAAGACAUCACGAAGCCUCCACAUCAUGUGCCACAUCCCAGUAUUCUGCUGGAUCACUGCUACAGUUCUGGAGGACGUGUUGAAGACCAGAGAGGGAGGAGAGCUGCCCAAGACUCUGACUGAGAUGUACAUCCACUUCCUGGUGGUUCAGACCAAACAGAAGAACAUCAAAUAUGAUGGAGGAGCUGAGGCAGAUUCACCCUGGAGUCCAGAGAGCAGGAAGAUGAUUGAGCGUCUGGGAAAACUGGCUUUUGAGCAACUGCAGAAAGGCAACCUGAUCUUCUAUGAAUUAGACCUGACAGAGUGUGGCAUCGAUAUCACAGCAGCCUCAGUGUACUCAGGAGUGUUCACACAGAUCUUUAAAGAGGAGAGAGGACUGUACCAGGACAAGGUGUUCUCCUUCGUCCAUCUGAGUGUUCAGGAGUUUCUGGCUGCUCUUCAUGUCCAUCUGACAUUCACCAACUCUGGAGUCAAUCUGCUGUCAGAAGCAAAAUGGUGGUCUAAUCCAUUUAAAGACAUAUCUACACUGACAUAUCUCCACCAGAGUGCUGUGGACAAGGCCUUACAGAGUCGAAAUGGACACCUGGACUUGUUCCUCCGCUUCCUCCUGGGUCUUUCACUGCAGACCAAUCAGAAGCUCCUACGAGGACUGCUGACACAGACAGAAAGUAGCUCAGAGACCAAUCAAGACACAGUUGAGUACAUCAAGAAGAAGAUUAGCGGGCAUCUGCCUGCAGAAAGAAGCAUCAAUCUGUUUCACUGUCUGAAUGAACUGAAUGAUCGUUCUCUAGUAAAGGAGAUCCAACAGGCCCUGAGUUCAGGAAGUCUCUCCACAGAUAAACGGCCUCCUGCUCAGUGGUCAGCUCUGGUCUUCAUCUUACUGUCAUCAGAAAAAGAUCUGGACGUGUUUGACCUGAAGAAAUACGGUGCUUCAGAAGAGGCUCUUCUGAGGCUGCUGCCAGUGGUCAAAGCCUCCAACAAAGCUCUAAUGAGUGGCUGUAAUCUGUCAGAGAGAAGCUGUGAAGCUCUGUCCUCAGUUCUCAGCUCUGAGUCCUCUAGUCUGAGAGACCUGGACCUGAGUGACAACGACCUGCAGGAUUCAGGAGUGAAGAAGCUCUCUGCUGGACUUCAGAGUCCACACUGUAAACUGGAAACCCUCAGGCUGAGUCGCUGUAACCUGUCAGAGAGAAGCUGUGAAGCUCUGUCCUCAGUUCUCAGCUCUGAGUCCUCUAGUCUGAGAGAGCUGGACCUGAGUGGCAACGACCUGCAGGAUUCAGGGGUGAAGAAGCUCUCUGCUGGACUUCAGAGUUCACACUGGAAACUGGAAACUCUCAGGCUGAGUGGCUGUUAUCUGUCAGAGAGAAGCUGUGAAGAUCUGUCCUCAGUUCUCAGCUCUGAGUCCUCUAGUCUGAGAGACCUGGACCUGAGUGACAACUUCCACCUGCAGGAUUCAGGAGUGAAGAAGCUCUCUGCUGGACUUCAGAGUCCACACUGUAAACUGGAAACCCUCAGGCUGAUUAACUGUGAUCUGUCAGAGAGAAGCUGUGAAGCUCUGUCCUCAGUUCUCAGCUCUGAGUCCUCUAGUCUGAGAGACCUGGACCUGAGUGACAACAACAACCUGAAGGAUUCAGGAGUGAAGAAGCUCUCUGCUGGACUUCAGAGUCCACACUGUAAACUGGAAACCCUCAGGCUGAGUCGCUGUAAGCUCUCAGAGAGAAACUGUGAAGCUCUGUCCUCAGUUCUCAGCUCUGAGUCCUCUAGUCUGAGAGACCUGGACCUGAGUAGAAACUUCAACCUGAAGGAUUCAGGAGUGAAGAAGCUCUCUGCUGGACUUCAGAGUCCACACUGUAAACUGGAAACCCUCAGGCUGAGACGCUGUAAGCUCUCAGAGAGAAGCUGUGAAGCUCUGUCCUCAGUUCUCAGCUCUGAGUCCUCUAGUCUGAGAGACCUGGACCUGUGGGGCAACAACCUGAAGGAUUCAGGAGUGAAGAAGCUCUCUGCUGGACUUCAGAGUCCACACUGUAAACUGGAAACCCUCAGGUCAGUAUUAAGAUGAUUGUAAA
Sander lucioperca (pikeperch) is the source of this 3207-nucleotide messenger RNA. Its product is annotated as NACHT, LRR and PYD domains-containing protein 12-like. Gene Ontology annotation, molecular function: protein binding. The record is from RefSeq and is a predicted model, not a curated record. The transcript has 8 exons. NCBI's taxonomy places the organism in Eukaryota, Metazoa, Chordata, Actinopteri, Perciformes, Percidae. The coding region runs from base 60 to 3200 and encodes 1046 amino acids.